Molecule: messenger RNA, 1213 nt
Organism: Sebastes umbrosus (honeycomb rockfish)
Lineage: Eukaryota; Metazoa; Chordata; Actinopteri; Perciformes; Sebastidae
Gene: msgn1
Product: mesogenin 1
Exons: 1
Coding region: 359-802 (147 amino acids)
Biological process (GO): regulation of transcription by RNA polymerase II; mesoderm formation
Cellular component (GO): nucleus
Molecular function (GO): DNA-binding transcription factor activity, RNA polymerase II-specific; protein dimerization activity; RNA polymerase II cis-regulatory region sequence-specific DNA binding
Source: RefSeq, a predicted model, not a curated record
GGUGUGAAGCUCUCAGGUGAAACAGCAUCCUCUCAUUCCUUCUUCAUUAGACACAUCACAUCAAACUGAGAAUUGUCGUCACGCAGACUUUAAAGAGUCAUUUCCCCCACAAAAGGGAAUCUAAUUAUUUGUCUUUCCAUCACAUUAUCCGUCUAUUUAAGCCUUAUUCACACCCCAGUGAUAAGGUCGCAUUUUGGCACUUGGGAGUUUUUUCUUUGAACUUUGAGAGCUGUGAACCCAUAAACCUCCAGAGAUCGGUAUAAAAACACUUUGAGGGGAAAAAAAAUCACAGAAUCUGUCAUUCACCCAACCUGAUGUCAUCCUCGCUGCUUGGACUUCUGGGAGACUAUUUCUAAACAUGGACCUGGAGGUUUUCAAAGCUAAAAUCCUAUCUGAGUGGAGGAGCCACAGGAUCACUUUUGGAGAAGAUCCAGACUCUCUUCUCUCCACCUCUCCGGAGUCCUCCUCCAUGGACUCCAUGUGCUCCUCACCAGAGAUGUGCUUCUCUAGUGGGCAUCAGGACAUGAAGGACUUCUCUUUGGGCUUCUCUGGACGCAGGGCGACUCCAACAACAACAUCAGCGCAGAGGAUGAGCAAGCCCAAGAUGUCCACCAAGAGACGCGUGAAGGCCAGCGAGAGGGAGAAGAUGCGGAUGAGGAGCCUGGCAGAGGCUCUGCACCAGCUCCGGGACUACCUGCCUCCAGACUACAGCCAGAGUGGACAACCCAUGACCAAGAUACAAACACUCAAAUACACUAUUGAGUACAUCAACAAGCUUUCAGACCUCCUGAGCUGCGCAUAACGGACGCACAUGGAGCUUUGACCUUGGACCUUGGACAUUUAAUAGAGUUAGUUGUAUAUAUUUGAUGAGUAAUACAACAUCUUUAACAUAACUUCAUUUAAUAUUUCUUUUGUUUGCCCUUCUCUUGAUGUAAAUAUUGUUUACUGGGCACUUGGCAAUUAUUUUGUAUAUGAGGCUGCCUUUGAUGGAGUUAUGGAUUCAGUGUUUUGAAAUACAGUUUGCUGUUUGUUGAUAUUUAUAUGCUUUGCUUGUGGAAGGCUAUCUUAAUGGGUAUAUGCAUUACUGAUGAAGAAUCUCUCUAUAGCCUAUUCCAUGUGUUUGUGUUAACAGAGAACUUAGAGAAACAUUCAUAGUACUUGUUGUAUUUGGUUUCUGAUGUGUUUUAGAGUUUCAGUAGCUGCAUGAUAGCCU